UGCCAUGACAACAGGACGAUGGCUGCAAGCAAGAGGAGGCGGCAUGUCUCUGUUCAAGGCACGUGAUUGGUGGUCAGCAACACUUGGCGAAGGGGAGGAGUUUGACCAGGGAUGCCUGUGUGUUGGAGACGUGGACAACAGUGGCACUGGACACGACAAAGUUGUAGUGGGAAGUUACAUGGGGAUGCUGCGAAUCUUCUCCCCGCAUGCCAGUAAGACUAUUGAAGGAGGUCAAGCUGAUGCCCAGCUGCUUGAAGUUCAGCUUCAAAAUGCCAUCAUCCAAGUCGAACUGGGCAAGUUUGUUUCGUGUUCAGAGCUUCUUCACUUGGCUGUUCUCCACCCCAGAAAGCUGUCAGUCUACUCUGUAUCAGGCACUGCAGGGAACGUGGAGCAUGGUGACCAGUACCAGCUCAAGUUGGUUUAUGAGCAUAACCUGCAAAGAACAGCCUGCAACAUGACUUACGGCACCUUUGGAGGAGUCAUGGGUCAUCAUUCCCUCUGUAUCCAGUCUAUGGACGGGAUGCUGAUGUUCUUCGAGCAAGACAGCUACUCUUUUGGCAGGUUCCUCCCUGGUUUUCUGCUGCCUGGUCCCCUGACUUACAACCCCAGAACAGACAGCUUCCUCACUGUAUCCUCUGCACGAGAGCUGGAGAGCUACAAGUAUGAGACUCUCGCUGUGGCUACAGAAGCAGAAAGUCGACAAGAUCCCAACUUACCCCUUAAGACUGGAGGCAAGAGGCUGACGCCUGACUGGGUAUUUGUGCUGGGAGAGCAGGCCCUGGAUCUCUGUGUGCCCUCUUUCUCCCAUGCUUCUUCCCACAUCUUCAUCCUGGGUGAGAGGAACAUCUACUGUCUCCGUGACAAUGGGCAGAUCCAUUUCAUGAAGAAGCUGGAGUUCAACCCCAGCUGCUUCCUGCCAUAUGCCUCGGUGACAGAUGGCACUACAAACCUGUUGCUAGGUAAUCACACCAACAUGCUGCUGGUUUACCAGGAUGUGACCUUGAAGUGGGCAUCCCAGCUCUCCUUUAUCCCCGUGGCUGUGCGUGUUGCCAACUUUUUGGAUGUGAAGGGAGUCGUGGUGGAUGCCAGGGAGGCUGACUAUGAGCAGGUGGAAGCUGAGAUGAAGAAACUGCAGAAAUUCAUCCGAGAAGCCACCAGGACUCAGGACAUUUUGCCCAAAACCGAUAGUGAGGAUGACCUGUGCAUUACUACCACUGUUUCCUCCAGCAUGGACAACCCAUCGCAAGCCCUGAUCCACGAUAUCAAUGGUCUGCCUGUCCCCUCGGUGACCGUACAGGUGAAGGUGAAAGCCAGUAGUGUGGUGAAGUCAUCUAAGCUGAGCAUUGGUGUCCAGCCUCCUCUGACAGUUACUCAGGAGCAGUUUGUCCUUGAGGCCAUGGGAGUUCCCAAGGUCCUCCAGUCCAGGUUCAAUCUUCCUCCAUCAUUGGUGUGUGUCGCUUGUCCUCCACCCAAAGCCACCAAGUUUAAGAUAACUGUGGACACCAACCAGCCACCAGUUGACCUCAGCUCCAUCUUCCGAGAGUUUUCAGCAAAAUCAGAAGAUAAGGAUGGGAAUAGUUUGGCUUUCCAGCUUCUGUCAGGAGCCAAGGUUACUGUGCUAGCCUCCAAGACCUCCCAACGUUACCGUAUUCAGAGCGACAGUUUUGAAGACAUGUGGUUGGUUGUGAAGGAGCUGGUCCACAGGUUUGACCAGCAUUUCUCCAAAUUGGGAAUCAAGGAUUUCAAGAAAAGUUUCAGUGGACCUCUCCCACUGGAGGAGUACUUCCUGUCUGUAGACAAGCACUUCCAGCUGCGUGUCAGUGCUCAGAAAUAUCAGGACCUGCUGUCGGAGCGAGCAGUCCAGUUCCGAGCCAUCCAGCGCCGCCUGCUGACUCGGUUCAAGGACAAAACCCCAGCACCCCUGCAGAACCUUGACACGCUAAUGGAUGCCACUUACAGCCAGGUAAUGGCACUGGCAGAGGCUGCAGAGGAGAACCGGGCACUGCUGGAAGAGGCGUUUGUUCGUCUGCGGAGUGCCACACACCUUCUCGUGCUCCUGCUGUCCCUGUGGCAGGGCCUGACCCCCGAUCAGACCAGCAUCCUGGAGGCCACACUGCUUCCUCUGCUGCAGGACACACCGCAGCUGGGUUGGGAAGAGAGCUGUGAUGCUGCCGUCUCCCACCUCCUACGGACCUGCUUGUCACAGAACCCCAAGGACCAGGCUACUUCUCUGGCGCAGACAGGAGGAUCAGUGCUGGGCCUCCCCAGUGACACUGCCCGUCUCAAGAAGCACAUCACCCUGCUUUGUGAACGAAUCGGCAAAGGGGGGCGUCUCACCCUGGCCUCUGAGGCUAAUGUCCAGGUCCCUGCUCAAGUCCAGAAUCUCGCUGUUCCUGGAUGGGAUGAAGCGACCCUGAGCCAUCUUUCAGUUAUGCUACUAAAUACUCAGGUUGCCGGGCUACUUCAAGAAAAAGAGAAGAAAGAGGUGUCCAAGGAACCAUCAGAGGCGAGCGUAAAAGAAGAAGAGCCGAUCAAGGAGACAAAAAAGGAGAAGAAGGAGUCAUCCAAGGAGAAGAAGGACUCCAAAAGGGAGUCAACUAAAGAGCCCAAAGAGGAGGCAAAGAAGGAGUCCAAGAAGGAAUCAUCUUCUUCCAAGGAGAAGAAGGAGUCAUCAAAGGAGAAGAAAGAGAAGGAAAAAGAGAAGGAAGGGAAGGAGGCAGGAGACAAAAAAGUGUCCAGGAGAUCAUCAGUUAAAGUGAAAGAGAAGAAGAAGGAGCCAGAGGCUGCGGAGGGUUAAUAGAAACAGUGCGAUAACAUAAUAUGCACACACAUACAGAAAGAAAGCAUGUCUAAACAGCAUAUACAGAUACAAUAUGCACAUCUGGGGGCUCGUACAUAUAAAUAUACAUGUGUUUAUAUACAGUUCACAUUUAAACAUAUACAAAGCCAUGUAAUUCAAUCGGACACAAAUACACAUUUAUAUUCAGUAUACACAAUAAAUACAGUAAAUCGACUCGAUCAAGGUCACAUGUCUUAGCAGCAAAACAGUUUCCUCCUAUUGGGAUAUUUACAUGUUCUAGUAAUAGCUGAUCUCAAAAACACACACACUCUGCUGAUCCACCACAUCCAGUAGUUUUACUGUACCCACGGAGAGUGAGGAGGAAGGCAAAGUUGUCCUCCUCUCAGACAUUUUGCUGACUUUCUCCUUCCGCCUCAGCAGCAAUUGAACCCACAGCCCAGUACCUCCCUAAUCCCCAACCACGCCCCGGCCCACGCUUACUUCUGGCUGUGACGUCGCACCCGCCUUGUCGCCCCCUCGCAUGGCACCAGGCCUUGCCUGAGCCUCCCCCGUCUGUCCACUAAGAAUAAACCGCCUGAGACGUUCAGCCAUCCUGCUGCUUCCGGGUAAAUCAAGGCCACAUCCUACAUUUGGUUCCGUCGCCACCCCCUCCGACCUGAGGUUUUAUUUUUUUAAAGCUGGGAUACUCAAGGACAUGCGGUGGCUGAUGGACACAUAAUUGUUGCUGCGGGGUCGAACCUGAGACUGUUUUUGUAUGAUGGAAACCAACAGGGUGUUUCCUGAAAAAGCGGCGUGGCAGUCCAGAGUCUACACGGCCAGUUUAAUACUCCAGCCUUUUCUGCUCAUCCUUAAAUAGUCAGGAACAUUGUGAAGGGCAGGCUGGUUUUAACAGCUGCGUACAGCAAUGUUAUCGCAAGAUGUUUGCACCAGAGCAAGAAAUGUCUUACUGCACUGUACUAAAUGAUGUCAAAGAGUUAGUUCAUUUACAGUAGAGCAACACUGCAUAUUGUCUUACUUUGGGUCGUGUCUUGUCUUUGUAAAGUAGAUGUGUGUGUGUGUGAGUGCGGAGGGGUUUCCAAAGAUGUCCGACAGCACUUCUGUCUAAGCGCAUAGGUCCCUUUACAUUUCAUAGUCAGAAACAUCUUCUCUUUACUCUAAACACCACAAAUGCAACCAUGUUCAAACAUUUUUGAAUUAUCGAGUCAAAAAGUAUGCAUUAUUUAGGCACCAGGAGAGGGAAGUUUGAAAAGAAUAUACAAUAUAAAUAGAGUUAGCCAGUCCUCAUAAAAAGACGCAAAAUAAGAUAAUUACAGAGGCUCUUUGGUGAGUUUAUCAUACUGGAACUGGCAUGUACAGACUGGUGAGUUUAUUGGUCAGCUUAGAAUUUAAAUGUCUGUACUGGCUGAUCAAAUUUACAGCAUACUGUAUGUGCAACACUGAGCUUGAAGGGUGGAGAUGCGAAUCUGUCUGGACAGUUGAAUAUAAACCAAAAAGCCGUUCACUGAGUUUUUUCCCCAGACGAAACAAUCACUACUUGUUAAAACAUAUAGUUGCGUCCCUGGUUUAGAGAUUUAUAAAACAAAUAUGUGAUAUUAUAUUGUAAUAUAUAAUUUUGGACACACUCACUCAUACAAAUCCACUUAAAACGCAUAAAUUUAAUAGCUUUGAACUAUAUUUAAGUCAGAAUUGAAGCUUAUAGACUUCAGCCAUAUGAUCUGUGCCAGCAGCAAUCCCAGCGGCUCUGCACUCCUCUACAAGUCAACUGUAAGCUUCAUGUCUUUAUGUUUAGUUUCAGCCCUUCUGUCUGCUGGGAAAUUUAUAUUUAGUUUGUAUUGUGUAACAGAGUCCCUGUUUGCAGCAGUGCCUACGGCUACUGCUGACUGAUCUGAUCAAAAAAUGACAUAGUAUGGGUGUAUAUCUUAUUUUUGUAUGUAAAUAUUUUAAAAUGUAAACUUUGAGCAGAGGUAAAAACGGAUCAGCCGAAACCAGCAUCAGCUCAUCCUUGUCAAGAAGGACAAUUAGGUUAAGUUUGUGCUGUUAUAAAGGGUUCCCAGUGGACACAAGGUACUACAUGGCAAUGUUUUUGAAUACCUUGAAUGUUUAUAAUGUACAUUAGGUUUUGUAAUUGUUGUAUUAGUGGUGCAGAUUUACCAAGCUCUCGUUCCGAGGUUGCUUUUUGUAGCCACAGUUCAUUUAAAAAAGAAAGUUUCUGUACUCCAGAAUAAGUCACGACUUUGUCAUUAGUCUGCAGCAGGUGCAAGAUCACCAACAAUGUGAAUGAAAUAAACCAUGUUUAUGAAUGUUUACUAAUAAAAGUAGUCAGCUGUAA
Molecule: messenger RNA, 5129 nt
Organism: Pundamilia nyererei
Lineage: Eukaryota; Metazoa; Chordata; Actinopteri; Cichliformes; Cichlidae
Gene: bbs9
Product: Bardet-Biedl syndrome 9
Exons: 22
Coding region: 5-2797 (930 amino acids)
Biological process (GO): cilium assembly
Cellular component (GO): BBSome; membrane
Source: RefSeq, a predicted model, not a curated record